This is a messenger RNA of Phaeodactylum tricornutum CCAP 1055/1, 1190 nucleotides long. RefSeq lists its product with no specific name. Gene Ontology annotation, molecular function: protein-macromolecule adaptor activity. The record is from RefSeq and is a predicted model, not a curated record. The transcript is spliced from 2 exons. Gene Ontology annotation, cellular component: peroxisomal membrane. Gene Ontology annotation, biological process: protein import into peroxisome membrane. NCBI's taxonomy places the organism in Eukaryota, Bacillariophyta, Bacillariophyceae, Surirellales, Neidiaceae. The coding region runs from base 42 to 1190 and encodes 382 amino acids.
AAGUUGGUUCUCCCUCUCAUAGUGGAACAAAGACGACGAAAAUGAGCUCAAAAACCAAAAUGCGACGCAAGAAGCAAUCCAUAUCCUUAGGUAGCGUUAUUUCUGCUGCAGCUGUCGCGUAUGGAACAUACAAAGUAGCGGAUUGGGCGUGGAAUCGUUAUGUCACAAAACGGAAGAAAAAUGAUUAUCAAGUCAACGCCGCCAUUGCUACUUCUUUCAUGAACUUCUUAUGCUCGCAAACAAGUGUGGGCGCCCACGCGGAAGAUGGAGUCGCUUCUCAUAUUGAUCACAUCCCCGGCCCAAACCGUCGCUUACGAAUGCGUCGCCAACGCAUGACUCGUUGCAGGCAGGAAGCAGCGCAGGCGCUUCGAGGUUUCUCACCGGCACUCCGGUCGAUUGUAGAGUUGCAUACAAAUACGGCGCAGGCAACCCGGCUGCUCAAGCAACUUCGGGCGAAUCGAACCACAGAAAAGCAUGCUACUUCUCGACGUUCUGAAGAACAGGCGCUAUGGAAGGAAAUUCAACGGAAGACGAUGACCCGUAUGUUGACAACUGCCUAUGCCCAUACGAUUUUAUUUCUUGUCCUUACCACGCAAGUAAAUCUAUUGGGAGGACGAUUAUUCGAGGAAUCUUUGCAGAAUACUUCCUUGUCUUCAAACGUCUCGAUGAGUAACGACAGUGUCGCCUCCGAUCGAAUGGUGUCUUAUCAAGAGUCCCAUCGUUUUGUCCUCCAGCAUACAUAUGAUUAUUUUCUGAACAAGGGUGUUCACUCUCUGUUGUCAACAGUCGAGCAGGCUGUCGAUUCUGUUUUGGGAGGAUGGAACGUCUUCGAUAAAGCAUGCCUACACAUUUCACGAGAACAGUUUGACUGUGCGCUCGUGAAAAUCCGAGGCUUGAUAGAAGGUGGCCUGAGGACAGAUGUGAGCAGGACUUCUGGAAGGUCAUCAAGACGCGAAAGCAUCCUUCGUUUUCUUAUGCCCUCCUCAAUCUUGGAGCAUUCCAUUCAAGACGACCUAGCGAGAUCCAUUCUCGACGAAACUUGGGAUCUUGUAGAAAGCCCUGUGUUUUCGGAUGCUCAACAGGAGUGUUUAAAUGCCACUUUUGCAUCUAUGCGGGAUCGUUUUUGGGGCAAGAUAUUUGAUGACAACGGACUUUCUGGGACAAAACCAUGGGCGCAUUUUUUUCGUUGA